Phaedon cochleariae (mustard beetle) is the source of this 5253-nucleotide messenger RNA. The record is from the annotation of a GenBank genome assembly. NCBI's taxonomy places the organism in Eukaryota, Metazoa, Arthropoda, Insecta, Coleoptera, Chrysomelidae.
AUGGAUAAAAAGACAGAAAAACAGCUUCUAGAGUGGUAUGACGAACUUAGUGAUGACGAUAAUUAUCUAGAAAUGAACUCUGAAUCUAACAACUCGUCAGAGCCUAGCGAAGACGAUGACGACUCUAUCAGAGACCCGGAUUUCGAAUUGAGUGAUUCAUCGGACAAAGCAGGUCCGGACUUGAGGCAAAGCGAGGAUGACGAGGAAAAUAAUAGUUUGGGAGGGCCAACCGAACAUAAUGAUAGUGCCAAUGAAGAUGUUGAAAUCUCAGACCGAAACAGUAAUGCCGGUAACAAUAAUGCAUUUAGAGAGGACACUGAACAUGAUAUAGACGAGAGUAUAGGGUCAGGAAAUUCGAAAUUGCAAGGCACGAGCAGUAUAUUUGCAUAUGAAGAUAAAAUCGCUGCAUUCGUCGCUAGAAUCGAGCUAUGGAUUGAAAAAGUCGAAAAAGAAAACUUUUCUGCGUUUGAUAAGCUGAAUCAGAGUAUUGACGAACAGAGUGCUGAGAUCAAAGGAGAAAUAAGAGAGAACAUCACACACCAUUUGGUGAACUUGAAAAGUGAAUUCGAUCGCUAUUUUCCUGAUUGUGAGGACAAAGCUACUGUACUUUCAAGUACCGUCAGGCUACCAAUCGGCGAAAUGGAUGAUGAACAACCAUCAACAUCUAAGGCGAAUGUUAGUCAUGAACGUAACAAUCUCAGACCGCUAACAGAUGCAGAACUCUUACAAAUAAUUGAAAAUUUCACGUACGAGGAUUUACCGGAUGAUAACCAAUUUGACACUGAUAUUGAAAGUGAUUUUGGGGAAGAUGAAAUCAUUUACGACAAAUUAGAAAAGAACAAUUCAGACAAUCAAAAUAAUGCGAGCGUUCAAGACACUGCGACCAUUGAAGCGGAAAUAGAAGGUUCUGAAGAAAUUAUUGAGGAGGAAGUAGAAGUGAGGGUAGAGCAAGAGAAAACCGUGGUGGAAUCUACAGUCAUCCCGGAGACGAAAUCUGGUAGCACCAAUUGGACCAGUAGCCUGGAAGCAGUUGGAGUUGGGGAGUCUAUGUUCGGCGAGGGGACUCUUUCCCCAUAUAUUCAUUCGUUUGAUCAGAACGCGACAGUUGGCGACUUGCCAAAUCCACAUGAGACCGAAUCAGAAAUUGAAAGACAUCCGAUUCCUGACACUGACACUGGAGACAAUUCUCAAGAUUCUGAGAUUGUGGUAGGACAAAGAGUUGGCGCCUUGCUAAAUUCACAUGAGACCGAAUCAGAAAUUGGAACACAUCCGAUUCCUGACACUGACACUGAAGACAAUUCUCAAGAAUCUGAGACACAGAGUUGCAGCCAAGAAUCUGAUAUGCAGGAGUCCGUUUCUGAAUCAAGUUUAUUCAAUUCCGAAUCAGAUUCAUCGUCGAUGCAAUAUGUGAAGAAUGCUUAUAAAGAUGCCAAAAGGUGUAAACCUAGUAGCCCCAGUAGCUCCUGUAGUUCAGCAGGAAGAGUAACACAGCCGCCACCACUUCCAACUCAGACAAGAAUUGCCUUUUCACUGAAUGAAGAUAGGGAGGUGUGUUUCAUAUGCCAAGGUAGUUUGAUAGAUGGUGAUGUGGUUACAGUGCGACAAAAAGGCGUGAAAACUCUAAUAAGCUCUAGUGUUCAAAGGAAAAACAACGAGCAUCGUCGUUAUUUAACUAAUUUGAGUGAAGUUAAAGUGCACAGUGCUUGCCAGAAGCAUUACAAUAAUCCGAAAUUGAUUUCUUCGUAUCUGAAAAGAGCCUCCGAACCAUCAACGUCAACACGUAGGUCGAAUGUAUUUGAUUUGAGAAAACACUGCUUUUAUUGUGGGAAAGAAGCUGAUGAUAAUUGGGAGGAAAACCUUCGCAGACUUCCCUAUGCCAAGCGAAAUUUAAUUCAUAAAGUGAUGAAGCUUGAACUAAGAGAUAGCGUUAUUGAGGUUGCUCGAAGGAGAGGUGACAACUGGGCAAGUGAAGUAUGGCAACGUAUCAGUGACGAAGAUCUUUGUGCAAGAGAUGCGUGGUAUCACAGAUUUUGUCAGAGGUAUUUUUACCGGCCAGUCAGGAGCGGAGGAGAAAAGGGACGUCCUCUAUCGAAAGAUGUUGACGAAGCAAUGGAAAUGAUUUUUUCCUAUAUAGAAAACAAUCCAGAGGAAUGCCAAUUCUCUUUAGAGGAACUGAUGAACCAGAUUACGACUGAAAACGUUCCACAGGCUAGGACAGUGAAAACCCGACUCUUGGAGAAAUACGAUGAAGACAUUUUGAUAGUUGAAACUAAAAAGAAGAAGACAGUAGUUUGUUUUAAAAAUACUGGCUAUAAAAUAUUGAGUGAUAGUUUCUAUCAGAGCAGGCUGUUAGAUCCAAGAGAAGAGCGCCUCAGAAUCGUAAGUGCUGCUGCAGAUAUCAUUCGAGAGGACAUCCGAUCACAGGUCUAUGAGAUAUCGCAAUAUCCCCCACCUGAUGAUUUCUUGAAGGAUGUCGAAUCGGUGAUCCCUGAAUCAUUGCUCCAUUUCUUUGAGUCAUUGAUUCUGAAAAAUAAACGAGGGACACUGGAAAAAUGGAAAAAAAGGUGUGUGGCAUUGUCACAUGCAGUGAUUUCUGCAGUGAGACCACGAUCGUUUCUAUCAUCUCUUUUAAUAGGGCUAAGCACGUUCAUAUAUAAACGAUUUGGUUCAAGACUUCUUGUUGACGCUCUCAGCGCAAUUGGAUUUGUGGCUACGUAUGCUGAAACUACCCUACUUGAGAUGUCAUCGAUAGUACGACCUGAGCAACCUAGGGUAACCACUGAUGGAUUCCUCCAAUUCAUUUUUGACAACGCGGAUUUCAAUAUUAACACCAUUGACGGAUUGAAUACUUUCCACUCUAUGGGAGGAAUCAUGGUCGUCACUCCUCACUCGGCCAUCGAGUCAGAAAGAAACAUUGAUCGGCAAGUGAGGAUGUCAUCUUCUGAUGUGUUGACCUCAGUUGGUGUACCUCAAUUGACCACCUUCCACAGGACAGAUAAUGGUGGUUUAAAUACCAUAAUUAUGAAGGACCUCAAUCUCAAUGGCCCAGUGGCCUUGGAAGUGACUCUCUCUGGCUGUGAGAUUUUGUGGCUUUACGGAAAGUGGACGAAACGUGCCGAUGUGCCAGGAUGGGGUGGAUACAUGGAAGAAGCAACCAAUCACGGACAAUCUCCUACUUCAAAGAUAUUGUGUCUCCCAUUCUUGAACUACCCUCCCACUUUAUACGACACAAUAUAUACAUCGCUGCUAACGGCAUCUAAAAAAUGUGUGGAACUUGGACAACAGUCGUGCUUUGUCACAUUUGACCAGCCAUUGUAUGUGAAGGCAAAGGAUAUAGUGAGCAGUGAUGACAGUGAUUUAAAAAAUGUCAUUGUACGAUUAGGUGGAUUCCACCUUCUCAUGUCCUUCAUGGGCUGCAUCGGCGUGAUAAUGGCAGGAAGCGGCUUGAGAGACUUACUUUCCAUUAUAUUCGCCGAGAACAGUUUGGAUAAAAUAUUGAGUGGACAUGCAUAUGCUCGAGCAGUGAGAGCUCAUAUGCUAGUCCACAUGGUGUUGUCAUUUUACAUAUUUCAGGAGAUUGAGUUCACGGAUGGUGAAAAAGAAGUUAUGGAAGAAUUGCUGCUUUUUGAAAACAGACCAUCAGUACUCACAUGUCACGAAAACAAAAUUUAUAAGCAUGUGAUGAUCAAGUUUAACAAAGCGCUUCACACCAUUGCAGGUAGAGGACCAACUGCAAAACUAUGGACUCAGUAUUUCUACAUGGUGACAAUUAUGAAGCAGUUCAUUGAGGCAGAGCGGAUGGGCAACUGGCUUCUGCAUUUGGAUACCAUUAAAAAAAUGCUUCCUUACUUUCAUUCUGCUGGCCAUUUUCAAUAUGCUAAAAGUGCUCACCUUUACUUGCAAGAAAUGCUCACAUUGGAAGAGCAAAUGGAUCCAACAGAAUUCAAAAAAUUCACAACAGAGGGCUUUUUCACCAUCAGGCGCAGUGACAAAUUUUGGUGUGGAGUCUGGUCAGAUAUGACCAUCGAACAGACACUAAUGAAGACAAUGAAAGUAAAAGGCGGUUUAACUCACGGGCGUGGGUUUUCAGACUCAGUUCUUACAAAGUGGACUUCAGGGAUGGCAACUCUGCAUGAUGUUUGUCAGAGGAUUGAAGAAUUCUGUGAUAUAUCAACAGGUACAAGUGAGCAACACGUAAACUUGAGACCUUCACGCAGAGAUCGAAAUGCAGCAGACAGUGAGAAACUGAAUAAUUGGCUAUUGCAACACCCCCCAUUUCCACCAUGUAAUGUUCUCAUGUCAGUGAGCAGUGGAGUAAUUGGUGGUCCUGAAGUUAACUGUCAUUUGUCUGUAGAAGUUGGAAGUAUGGGGAUUGCCAAAAUUAUGGGACAGGACUUCAAAAACGUAUCAUUCAAACGCAAAGAUAAGGUUGUUACACUUGCAUCCUGCACUGCUCUGAAGAUAGGGGGAAAGACGAUAGCUACUAUCAACCCGUUAACACUGUUUCAUAGACUGUGCGUUGUGAAACAAUCCGAUGAAGAUUUGAAAUACUGUUUCUCAUUUGAACUUGCUCCAUACCCCAUGUCUAUGUUCACGGAAGAAGGUCUCCGUAAGGGGAAAUUGCCAACCCUCCUCGAGCAACAUCCUAAACUGAAAGAGCAAGCAGCUGCAUUCCUCAAACCCUCAGUCUCUCAAGACGAGAUAGCACAGGCAGGGGAACAGCUGAUCAUGUCUCUAUAUGGAAAAAUGGACAGUGGGACUCUCGAUGAGCUGAGAUACGAGCUCUUCGUCAAAUCUGCAUCAAAAAAGUCGUUCAACCUAGCACGGCUACCACCUACAUCAGAUGCAGCAAGAUGGCACUCAAUGCGAGUAUACCAGCAGGUGCAAACUUGGCUGGGGUGUCCAAUAAGCCCAUGCCAAUGGGGUUGGAGAAAACUUCCAUCCGGCUUAGUACCUAUUCAAACUACUAAAGAUGCUGCUCCCGACAUGUUACUAAAAAUGAUUUCUUGUACUUGCAAAAAAGGUUGCACUGCAGCAUGCGGGUGUCGAAAAUCUGGCCUCAACUGCUCUUCUGCAUGCAAGCAUUGCUCCGGCCUCUCCUGCGAAAAUGCUCCUGAGAUGGAGUUGGGAGAAGACGAGGACGAAGAGUUUUCCGAGUCAGAAGAAAUUUCCGAUGCUGCUGCAAUGGACCACGAAGUGAGGAUGCCAGACACGGACAUUGCAGAGCCCCAGCCCAAACGAUUUCGCCUAUAA